Molecule: messenger RNA, 1002 nt
Organism: Parnassius mnemosyne (clouded apollo)
Lineage: Eukaryota; Metazoa; Arthropoda; Insecta; Lepidoptera; Papilionidae
Source: the annotation of a GenBank genome assembly
AUGCAAUCUUCCUCGCAAAAAGGUGUUGCAGGUGUUGCAGGCGGGCGCGGGGCGCGGGGCGCGGCGGGCGGGCGGGCGCGGCAUGGGGCGCGCGCGGCGGGCGCGGCGCUGAGGCGCGGGAUGUACGGCGCCUACUACCCCUACCUGUACGGCCGCGGCGCCGCGCGAUCCUUCCACCACGCGCCGCACUUCCAGUACGACCGGCUGAACGUGCAGGGCGGUAAUGGCGGCGAGUACAGCGCGGGCGCUGCGGCGCUCAGCUCGGGCUCGGCGUCCUCCGGCGCGCAGUCGCCGGCCUCGCCACCGCACGCGCACCUGCCGCUGGCGCCGCACGCACACGCGCACGCGCACGCACACGCACACGCGCACGCACACGCGCACACGCACGCUCCGCACGCGCACGCCGCGCACCAGUCGCCGCGGCUGCGCGCCAAGGAGGAGGAUCUGUCCGCGCACGGCCGCGCCAGUGCUGACGGCGGCGGGUCGUCGGAGUCUGAGGGGGAGUGCGGGGCGGCGCGGGGGCGCGCGCAGUACGUCAGCGCGAACUGCGUCGUGUUCACGCACUACGCGGGCGACGUGGCAGCCGUCGUCGACGAGCACUUCGCGCGCGCACUCGCCGUCGAUAAGCCCAAAGAGAGCGUGCCGCUGGCGUCCCGCAACCUGCCCGCGUCGUUCUUCAACGCGGCGGCCCCUGCGGGCAGCGCGGGCGCGGGCUGCGGGCUGGAGCUGUACGAGUACGACCCGUGGCACCAGCCGUACGGCUACGCGCGCGACUACCAGCACGUGGGCUACGGCGGGCUGCUGCUGGGCCGCGGCGGGCUGCACGCGCAGUACAAGCCGGUGGAGUGGGGCGCGCAGCACGCGCACCACCCCCAUCACCCGCACCACCCGCACCCCCACGCGCACCUCGACCCCGCCGCCUGCGCGCCCUACUCCUACACCGCGGUGCCCGGUCUGGAGGCGCAGGUCCAGGACACGUCUAAGGAUCUCUACUGGUUCUGA